AUGAAGACCUUCGAGACGCCGGCCCACGCCACCUCGACGCUGGAUAUAUGGCGUCGCCUUCAGGAUCUCAAGACCGGAAAGAGCAAGAUAGUCCUGGACGGCAACAGCCUUGACAUUUCCUCCGUAAUUGCCGUGGCCCGCUAUGGUGUCAAGCCUGAGAUCAGCCAAGAUGAGAACCUUGCUCGCCGUAUCGCCCUGAGCGUCGACGCCCUCAACAACUACCUGGCCAACAAGUAUGUCGUGUACGGAGUCAAUACUGGCUUUGGUGGCAGCGCCGACGUGCGCACCGAUGACUGGAUCGAGAACCAGAUCGGUGUCCUGCAGCACACGCAGAGCGCCAUCAUCACAUCCCUUGACAAGACCCCUGGAAGCAACUCGGAGCGCGAGCCCUCGCACGUCAUGCCGCCUGAGUGGGUGCGCGGAGCCAUUGUCGCCCGCGCCAACCAGAACAUGCGAGGCCAGAGUUCUGUCCGGCUUGAGGUCCUCCAGAGGCUGGUGAAGUUGCUGCAUCACGACAUCACCCCCCUGGUGCCGAUCCGAGGCACCAUCUCUGCGUCGGGCGAUCUCAUGCCCAUGUCGUACAUUGCUGGCGCGGUAACCGGUAACCCGGACAUCUUCGUGCAGGUUGGCGAGGGCCAGGCGGCCAAGGUGAUGCCUUCAUCCGAGGCGCUUCAACAGAGCGGCCUCUCAGCCAGCGGCCUUGGCCCCAAGGAGGCCCUUGGUCUCAUCAACGGCACUGCGCCCUCCGUGUCCCUAGCCAGUCUUGUGCUCCACGACGCACAGCAGCUCGCCGUUAUGGCCCAGAUGUUGACGGCAUUCGCAUCCGAAAGCAUGGGCGGCAACGUUGAGUGGGCAACCCCCUUUAUCCAUGCUGUACGACCACACCCUGGCCAGAUUGAGGCCGCAGCAAACAUUCGCAGCUUCCUGCGCGGCUCCAGCUUUGUCGUUGGUCUGGAUAACCGAAAGAGAACCGGCGAGGGACUCUGGCAGGAUCGGUAUUCCACGCGGACGAGCCCCCAGUGGAUUGGGCCUUACCUGGAGGACCUCCUUCUGGCCCAGCGACAGAUCUCUGUGGAGCUGAAUUCCACGUCGGAUAACCCCCUGGUUGAUGCAUCGGAGAAAGAUGGCAAGGCGGUGGGAGAGGUCUAUUCAGGAGGAAACUUCCAGGCCGUCGUCAUCACCUCUGCUAUGGAUAAGACGCGGCUGGCGCUACAGAUGAUUGGACGUAUGCUCUUCUCCCAAGUCAGCGAGAUCAUCAACCCCUCCACCAGCAACGGCCUCGAGGCCAACCUUAACGUCAGCGACAAGGAGAACUUUACCAUGAAGGGCAUCGACGUCAAUAUGGCUGCGUACAUGACGGAGCUGGCAGCGCUUGCGCACCCCGUCUCAUCCCACAUCAUGUCUGCCGAGAUGCACAACCAGGGCAUCAACUCUAUGGCACUUCUCUCAGCCCGGCGAACUAUGGAGGCCGCGGAUCUGGUUGCUCAUAUGUGCGCUUGCCACAUUUACAUCUCGUGCCAGGCGGUUGACCUCCGUGCGAACCACCGUCUUUUCCUGGAGACUCUGCGCGACAGAUUGGGGGAUACCACGCAAAACGGACCGUUCCAUGCCUUUGGACUGAACGAGGGACAAAUCGGAAAGCUCGCCGAGGUUGCAUUUCCUGUCAUUGAGUCGGCUUGGUAUGCCCACAACGCUGGCUCCUGGAAGGAUCGCGUUUUGCCGACGGUGGACGCUGCAAUGGCGCCCGUCACCCAGUUCCUGGCGACUGAGAACAUGGAUUGCUCAAUCUCCAGCAUUGCUGUUUUUAGAGCAGCUUUCCACAAGGCCGUCGUCGACACGUCAUCAUCCAUCUUCUACCCCAACAUGGCCGUCCGCCCUGUUGAUGUGGCCACUCAGCUGGGUGACGGUUCUGCCCAACUAUAUACUUGGGUGCGAUCGAAGCUGGGUGUGCCGACGCAGUGCGGAAUUGACGACGACCCGCUAUACAAUGCUCAAAAGGGACUUCCGACGGAGAACAAGAAGACUAUUGGAAGUUGGGUCAGCAUGGUGUACGAGAGUUUGAAGGGCGACUUGAUGGACAUGGUCAUGGAAGCCAUGGAAACGUCGCGACCUGGACCCCGGACGACUGGGGAAUAUGAUGAGCUAUGCAAGUCUAUGAAGGAAAACUACUAA
Messenger RNA from Ilyonectria robusta, 2172 nucleotides. Its product is annotated as L-Aspartase-like protein. Gene Ontology annotation, molecular function: ammonia-lyase activity. The record is from RefSeq and is a predicted model, not a curated record. NCBI's taxonomy places the organism in Eukaryota, Fungi, Ascomycota, Sordariomycetes, Hypocreales, Nectriaceae. Gene Ontology annotation, cellular component: cytoplasm. Gene Ontology annotation, biological process: L-phenylalanine catabolic process. The transcript has a single exon. Bases 1 to 2172 code for a protein of 723 amino acids.